Anopheles nili is the source of this 5251-nucleotide messenger RNA. RefSeq names its product 5'-3' exoribonuclease 1 (gene pcm). The transcript is spliced from 9 exons. Gene Ontology annotation, biological process: rRNA catabolic process; nuclear-transcribed mRNA catabolic process. Lineage: Eukaryota; Metazoa; Arthropoda; Insecta; Diptera; Culicidae. Gene Ontology annotation, molecular function: RNA binding; 5'-3' RNA exonuclease activity. The coding region runs from base 1 to 5118 and encodes 1705 amino acids. Gene Ontology annotation, cellular component: nucleus. The record is from RefSeq and is a predicted model, not a curated record.
AUGGGUGUUCCAAAGUUCUUCCGCUACAUGAGCGAGCGUUAUCCUUGCUUGAGUGAGCUUCUGCGCGAAAAUCAGGUGCCAGAAUUCGACAACUUAUAUCUCGAUAUGAACGGUAUUAUACACAACUGUUCACAUCCCAACGAUGCGGAUGUUAAUUUUCGAAUUUCCGAGGAAAUGAUAUUCGAAGGCAUUUUUUUGUACGUGGAGUACCUUUUUAAAUUAAUCCGACCACAAAAAGUUUUCUUCAUCGCCGUCGAUGGGGUAGCUCCAAGAGCAAAAAUGAAUCAGCAACGGGGAAGACGAUUCCGCUCAGCCUUCGAAGCGCAGGAGUUGCUUAACAAAGCCAUAGCCAAAGGGGAAGCGGUUCCAUCGGACGAUAGAUUCGACAGUAAUUGCAUUACCCCUGGCACUGCCUUCAUGGUGCGGCUGCAAAAAGCACUAGAACACUUUAUUCAAGUGAAAAUUGCAACCGAUCUUCUAUGGAAAGCAUGCACCGUCAUCCUCAGCGGUCAUGAGACCCCCGGUGAGGGUGAACACAAAAUCAUGGAGUAUAUCCGACACGCAAAAGCGCAGCCGGGGUUUAAUCCCAAUUCACGACACUGCCUUUACGGUUUGGAUGCCGAUUUAAUUAUGCUUGGAUUGUGUACUCACGAACGGUACUUCUCGCUGCUCCGUGAGGAAGUAAAAUUUGGAAAAACAAACGAAAAAGCAACCGGCCUGAAGGAUAUUCGGUUCUACUUGUUGCAUCUCACGUUACUGAGCGAGUAUCUUGAGCUGGAAUUUGCAGGCAUCCGUGAUCGACUACGGUUUCCGUUCGAAGUACAAAAACUUAUCGACGAUUGGAUUCUGCUGGUUUAUUUGGUGGGGAACGAUUUCAUUCCGCACCUGCCACACUUGCAUAUCAAUGAAAACGCGCUACCUACAUUGUACAAUGCGUAUAUGGAUGUGUUACCUGAAAUGGAUGGAUACAUAAACGAAGGAGGAAUCCUGAACUUGCCGCGAUUACAACUCCUGAUGAAGCGAAUGUCAUCCUUCGAUCGCGAGGUGUUCUUAGAUCGCUAUACCGACCUCAAGUAUUUGGAAGCAAAAUGCGGCAAAGAUAACUUAGAUGCUUUCGAUGUAACUGCGGAAGAAAUUGCAGGCUCGGCCGAUAUGGAUAAAGAUUUGAUGGCACUUAUAAUGUCGACGGCAAUGCUCAACGCUGCAGAAGAUGAUGAAGAAGAUGCACCUGUUUCCAUCGAUGAUCUCGAGAAUGAUCCGGAGCUGUUUGAGAAAGAAUUUCAUAGCUACAAGCGGAACUAUUACAUGACUAAGAUGGGAUACGCAGACUUUACAGAAGAGGUGCGUGCGGAGCAGACCGAAUGCUACAUUCGAGCGCUUCAGUGGACUCUCCACUAUUAUUACCGUGGUGUGCAGUCGUGGUCGUGGUACUAUCCGCACCACUAUGCGCCUUUCAUAAGUGACAUUGACAAUUUCGCCGACCUCAAGCUUGACUACGAGUUAGCAAGCCCUUUCCUGCCAUUCCAGCAACUGCUGAGUGUGUUGCCCGCUGCGAGCAAGCAACAUUUGCCAGCUGCCUAUCAUCAACUAAUGACUGAUCCAGACAGUCCGGUGUACGAUUUCUAUCCCCCUGAAUUCAAUACCGAUUUGAAUGGCAAACAGCAGUCCUGGGAAGCGGUCGUGUUGAUUCCGUUCAUUGAUGAGAAGCGCUUGCUCAAGGCGAUGGGCCCAUGUGAUCAAUUUCUCACUGAUGAAGAAAAACGGCGAAACGUCCAUGGACCAAUGCUGCAAUAUCGGUACGACAGCAGACAAACCGAACCGUUGGAGGCUAAAUAUGGAUUUGCGCGUAUUGAUAUGUUGCCAGUAAGAAGGCAAGAAAUAUGGCGCGAUGAGCUGUACGUGGAUGAGCGCAAAUUGGUACUCGGCCCUUCUAAGGGGGCCAUUUGGCAUGGCUAUGCAAAAGGAUUCCCUACGUUCAAACAUUUGUCAUACCAUGGCGAGCUUAAGACGCUUCGUGUUAAGAUUUUCAAUUUUCCGUCUAAAAAUGACAGUAUGAUGGUUAUGUUGGACUCGACAGAAGAAAAUUCAUCUCCCGAUACGUCUGAGUUUGCGAAUAAAUUAUUAGGGCAAAUCGUUCACGUCAGUUGGCCUCAUCUAAUGGAGGCGAUAGUUGUGCGGGUCUCCGACCGAACAAAAACAUACGAACGCAAUAGCAAACCGCUUCAAACAGAUGAAAAAUCCUUUAACAUGUGGUGCGGAUCUAUUACCGAACAUAACAAAAAUCGCCUGGCGAUAGAUGUUGGACCGAUUCAAACGCUGGUCCAUGUUAGAAAUUCUAUUGGAACAGAAUACGUAUUGAAGGAUAAUGGAUUUAUAUUAAACAGGAUUUGGAACAACAUCGAAACAGCUUACCCCGCUCAGGCUAUUGUAAGGAGCUUGCAAGAUGUUAUGAAGAAACAAAAACCAUAUCUUUCGAUGAAUGAAAUGUUUCCGCAAGAAUCUACAGUAUUUAUGCGUGCAACAGAAUUCUACGGUAGCAUGGGAAAAGUGGCCGACGUUUCAGGCUCAACAAUGCGCGUGCAGGUUCGGUUUCUCGUAUACGAAGAGCCUAAUUUGCAAAACGUGUUUCAAGUAUACAAACAGUCGUGUUCAAGCUACCGCAACGCUAACGAUACUGCUGCCAUGCUAGGUAUAUCCGUAGGCCUGCUAUUGCAGCUGACCGGCUCCAUACUUGUUGCUCCGGGUGGUCACCGUGCGAUGAAUACGGACGAGCAAACUUUCAACAUUGGUUUGCGGUUACGGGCAGUAUCUAAGGACGAGGAAGCCGUAGGCUAUUGUCGCAAAAUCAACAAAACUUGGUUAUUUUCUGAUAAAACGGUAGCUCUUGUGCAAGAGUACGCUGCGCACUUUCCAAAUCUGUUCGAAAAGCUGGAAUGUUCUCGUAAAACAAACAUACAUUUUGAAACGGAUCUGUUUGGCGAGACAAGUAAAGGAAAAUUGCAGGAACUGCAAGACUGGCUCAAAAAGCAGGGCCACAUGAAUACCGAACGUCGUAGCUGUGGAAUCAUCAUGCUGGAUGAGAAGGCAAUAGAAACACUCGUAGACAUCAUAGAUGGUUAUCGAGACACUCACAAACCGAAAGUUCAAACGAUGUUUGUUGAUCCGAAAGAGCUGUAUCGACCCGGCAUGAAACAGGCGAAUGUUAUUGAUCCUGCCGCCACAUUUGAGCUGCUCGAUCGUGUAACCGUGGUGAAGGAAACGGAAAACGUACCCGUUGGUGCUCGCGGUACAAUCGUAGGAAUUCAUCGCGUAACCGAUCCGAACCCGGUGCGACGAGAAGCGAUCACUCAGGCGGAUAAGUAUUUUGAAAUUUUAUUUGACCAACCCUUCUGCAAAGGGGUGAAUAUUUAUAAUAUUCCCAGCACCGAGAAACGGGUGUUGCGUUUAGCGCAGAGCGAUGUUUUGAAUAUUUCGUAUGGGAAAAUGGCAGCAGGGCACCGGUACAAAAUACAACCCUCGGUUAAUAGUUCUAGCAGUCAACAGAGCGCCACAAUAACGGCAACAGGCAGCCACAACAAGCAGUCCACUGCGACUGCGGAAUCGAUUCAACAGCGUAUAAGCGAGCGAAUCAGUAAACGGGACAACAUUUGGAGAAUUCCAAAAGGACCUGCUGAAACACCAGCGGGAAUACACAAACAAGCUAUAGCAGAAAGCAAUUUGAACAAAGGACAACUGAACAACGAAGAUCAAGUGAACAAGAUUGAAUUCGAAAAAUUAUGGAAGAAGAUGAAGGAAACCUCGAAGAAUUCGUCCGGUGGUCUGUUUGAUGAGCGUGAUAUCCAAAAUUUUGUGCAAGUCCCACGCCAACGCACCGGCCAGCAAACUAAGCAAUUGGUUGAAUAUCAGUGUUCAAAAUCGAAUUUGGAAGCAACUACACCAGAAGAAGCGCAACAAAUCUCUUCAAAUAACAGAAUUAUACAGGACAACAAUCGAGAGUAUGCUAGGACAAGAAGUGGGGACAAUCGAAAUGAGGUUUCAACACAAAUGUUGCCCAUUAGUGAAACUAGUCAACUGUCUAGCAUUAUUGUACCUGCCCCGACCAGUCUCCCAAAACCACCGCUGCAAUGGCAAAGGAUGGAUCAAUGUGCUGGACCAGCGGUCGAAACAAGCCCUUUCAAAAACAACGACAUUUCAAAAGCACCGACACAAAUGAAUGGCAGCUUAAACCCGAGCGUAUUUUUUGCGCAGUUUGCCAAUGCGGCCCAGCAGCAAGUCGCAUCUAUGAUGGCAAAUCCACUGCAACCCGUUGGUUUUAGGUCACCCUUAAUGCGUGCUCCGUCACAUGUGUCGCAACAACAACAACCGUUUAGUGUGAUGAGCGCGCAAUCCGCGUUCGUACCUGCCGUGCCGAACAUGCACCAUUCGGCGUUUGGUGCAUUUCAGCCACCUACGAUGAUAGCGCCGCCGACAGCAAGAAAUCACAUACGACCUCCGAUGCCAUUUUCCAACCGAAACGAACCCAUACCUAGACCACCAUAUGUUGGGACUCAAAGUGUUCCAUUCCAACAACAUCUCGGAAACGCUCGGGAAACUGAAAUAAUGACGAUGCAACAGUAUCCCACCACUUCUCGGGGUCCAAAAGGUCCUCAGAAUUUAAGCUACAACCGUAACAAUCCUGCCGGUAAUGGGGCGUUUGUGCCUCUUCAAGUGAUGAAAAAGACUGGUAGGACAGGAAAUGUGACAACCGGUGGCAGCGUUACAAAUGUCGACGGACUGAUGGAUAAAAGUUUAGUUGAUAGAGCACAAAGCGAUGGACUUCCGUCUAGUUCGAACACCAAAACGACUCUGCCUCCGACUGCACAAACGAUCUCAUCUACGCCUGCGAAAAAUGGGAACAGCUUUAAUGAAAAAAAUGCUCGUCGAAGACAAGAAGUUGAACUCAAACAAGCCGAAAUGAAGCAAGGAUUCACCACCUUUCUAUCACAAAAGAAUAGACACAACAAUACAUCUAAUAAAAAUGCACUAACCAGAGAUGAAAAAAAGGACAUCGUUAUUGUUAAGAAUGACGCAAUUAAACCAAAGACUCGCAUAGCCGCCAAGUUUGGCACUGAGUCUUAGGUUUUAACGGCCAUCAUGAUAUGUAAAAUAGUAACUUGAAUCUUGAAUUAAUAUGUAAAUUGCUUUCGAUAUACUUUAAGGUUUAAUGUUUCAAACACGGCUGUUCACGGUCGAUAAGACUAGAGUUAAAAUA